Messenger RNA from Chiloscyllium plagiosum (whitespotted bambooshark), 2197 nucleotides. Its product is annotated as G protein-coupled receptor 68-like. Gene Ontology annotation, cellular component: membrane. NCBI's taxonomy places the organism in Eukaryota, Metazoa, Chordata, Chondrichthyes, Orectolobiformes, Hemiscylliidae. The record is from RefSeq and is a predicted model, not a curated record. Gene Ontology annotation, biological process: G protein-coupled receptor signaling pathway; cellular response to pH. Gene Ontology annotation, molecular function: G protein-coupled receptor activity.
CUUGAUCAUUUGUUUGUACUUAUCUCGGUUACAGCCUCUAAGUCUCGGAGAUUCCUGCACUAAAGGGCACGGCGCUGUGAUGUAGAGAGCUCUCUCUCUCUCUCUGACGGCUACAUAAACUCAUCUUCAGACCAGAAAUGGUGCAGAAACAGCACAGGGUGUGUGUGUGGAUGUAGAUGGUGCUCAGUCUCUGUGAGAAGACGGUGAUGAUAUAGAUCGGUGUGAGUCCUGGUUUCUCCUUGACCCUUAAGCACUUGUUGUGAAUGCCAGUCCGUGCAAAUCGAGGGGGAUAGAGGCGACUAACUGUAACGUGGAAAGAGUCGCCAAACUUCACAUCGAUCAAUUCACCCAAGAAGGAAAUUCCGGAACAGGUCCGACUGUCUGUCAGGAAUAGACAACAGGGACUGACUCACAGGGAGACAUAUUUCAGGGAAGAAGUAUUAAAUACAAAAUUAUAUCAAAGUUUGAGGACUGCAAACUCAGGAGCUCCUGAAAAACGUUUACUGGACAGAUCUUUCCAGGGUUGGAUUGAACGAUGAGCAACUGCACUGUCGACCACGAAAUCCACCAGAUCCUGUUUCCCGCUGUCUACAUUGGGGUCUUCAUCAUUGGCCUCCCGACCAACCUGCUGUCCCUGUAUCACAGCUACCUACAAAUCAGGCAGAAGAAUGAGCUGGGAGUCUAUCUCUGUAAUCUGACCAUCUCAGACCUUUUGUACCUCCUUUCCUUACCUUUGUGGAUUCAGUACAUGCUGCAGCACGAUGACUGGCAACAUUCUCGGGAACUUUGCAUCUUCAGCGGUCUGCUCCUCUACCAGAAUAUUUACAUCAGUAUUGGCUUCCUCUGCUUCAUUGCCAUUAACCGCUUCCUUGUUGUGGCUUACCCUCUGAAAUUUAAAUUCAUACACAGCAGGAAGGCAGCUUUGCUCAUCAGUAUUCUCAUCUGGCUCAAGGAGAUAGCCGUCUGCACCAUUUACAUGGGCUCCAAGGUUCUCAGUAAAGACGAGGGGAAUGACACCCUGUGUUUCGAACAUUAUCCUCUGCGCCUAAAGGACAAAUAUUUAAAUAUUUACAAACUCUCCAUUGGCUUUGGUCUCCCUUUGAUUUUAUUCCUCUACUCUUACUUUAAACUGUUGAGGGUUGUGCAAAAUCUCCGUGGGUCUGAACGACAGCGGAAAUUAAGAAUAAAAAAGUUAGUAUCUGGGAUAAUCAUAAUUUUCCUGGUUUGCUUUGCCCCUUAUCACAUUUUCCUGAUGGUCCGAAGCAUAUUUGAGUACGACUGUCCCUUUGCUGACAGUAUUUUUGAGGUUUACCAUGUCGGGCUGCUGCUGAUGAGCUUCAACUGUGUGGCCGACCCCAUCUUGUACUGUUUUGUCUCUCCAAGUUCAAAGGGUUGGUUAGCAAGGUUUCUCGAUCCUGUUAGCAAGCUCCUUUCUUGUGCAAAAAGGCAAACAAUCACAGAUGAAAACCUCAGUUUGAAUUAAUAUUGAACCCAUCUCUCAAGCUCAUUCAGUUGAACAGUUUGCAUUGUAAUAGCGCCUUUAACAUAGUAAAACAUUCUCACAUAUUUAACAAGGAUUGAGUAAACAAAAUGCAGCACCAACAGGGAGAGAGCUGUAUGAGAAAAAACAGUGAGUUUGUUGUUCUGUCAUUUUCAGUUUUGUUCUACUUUAAAUCGUUUUCACCUCACUCUUGCCAUUCAAAUCCAAAACUAUUCCAUUGUCAUCCCUCAGGUGUCUGGAGUGAAACACUGCAAACAUUUUAAAUUGAUGUUUUCACUGAAUUUGUUUCAACAGCUCAUAGCACAUGUCUGAGACAGGUGGGACUUGAACGUCAAACAUCUGACUCAGAGAUAGGGUCACUGUCACUGCAUAACCAGAACUGGUUCUAGUCCCAUUGUCACUGAGAUGUCUCCAAAAUUUUUGAGGGAGCCUUGGUGUCUGGGCAUCAAUAAAUGGAGCAAGCCUGAGUUUGCAGCUCCCUCUCCUGACAGUUCUGAAAACUGCAGGCACUGUCAGCAGGGUCACAAUCACUGAUUUGUAUUCUCAUCUUUUAUCAACAGUGCAGGAGGCCAGUAUAAAGUUGGUAUCAGCUGUAUCAACUUAUGAGCAAAGCAGUAGAACAGACAGACCUAGGGGUUCAGGUACAUAAUUCAUCACAUAUACAUAGGAUAGUCAAGAAGGCAUUUAGCUCAGACC